Hemibagrus wyckioides is the source of this 1613-nucleotide messenger RNA. RefSeq names its product serine/threonine-protein kinase pim-1-like. Bases 790 to 1413 code for a protein of 207 amino acids. Gene Ontology annotation, molecular function: ATP binding; protein serine/threonine kinase activity. Gene Ontology annotation, cellular component: cytoplasm. NCBI's taxonomy places the organism in Eukaryota, Metazoa, Chordata, Actinopteri, Siluriformes, Bagridae. Gene Ontology annotation, biological process: regulation of mitotic cell cycle; negative regulation of apoptotic process; protein autophosphorylation. The record is from RefSeq and is a predicted model, not a curated record. The transcript is spliced from 5 exons.
GCGAAUCAUCUCUCUCCACCUAUCCCUAUCUUCUGCAUCCUCAACCCUUGCACCCACUAGCUUCAUAUCCGCAUUUAUUACUUCCAUAUACCUCCUCUUUGGCCUUCCCCUUUGCCUCCUUCCUGGCAACUCCAUGUCCAACAUUCUCCUACCGAUAUACUCACUCUUCCUCCUCUGAACAUGUCCAAACCAUCUUAAUCUGGCCUCCCUAACUUUGUCCCCCAAACGUCCAACAUGAGCUGUCCCUCUGAUGUACUCGUUCCUAAUCCUGUCCAACCUUGUAACUCCCAAAGAGAACCUCAACAUCUUCAGCUCUGCUACCUCCAGCUCUGACUCCUGUCUCUUCCUCGGUGACACUGCCUCUAAACCAUACAGCAUGGCCGGUCUCACCACUGUCUUGUACACCUUCCCCUUGAUUCUUGCUGAAAUUUUUCUAUCACACAGAACUCCCGACACCUUUCUCCACCCAUUCCAACCUGCCUGCACUGGCUUCUUUACCUCUUUCCCACACUCUCCAUUACUCUGGACUGUUGACCCCAAGUACUUAAACUCCUGUACCUUCUUCACCUCUUCACCCUGUAAUCUUACUGUUCCACUUCCCUCUCUUUCAUUCACACACAUGUACUCAGUCUUACUACGACUGACUUUCAUUCUCCUUCUCUCCAGCGCAAACCUCCACCUCCUCAGGUUUUCCUCCACCUGCUCCCUGCUCUCACUACAGAUCACAAUGUCAUCUGCAAACAUCAUCAUCAUUGUGAGACCUGCAAGCUCCAUCUAGAGGUGGCUUUAAUGCAAAUGCUAUCAAAGCCACCUCACUGCCAGUACGUCCUGCAGCUUGUGGAUUGGUUUGAAAUGGACAACUGCCUCCUGUUAGUCCUGGAAAGACCAAUCCCCUGCAUGGACGUGUACGAGUUAUGCUUGAGUGAAGGAGGCACACUCAGCGAGCUACUGGCCAAAAUGAUCAUGCUGCAGGUGGUCGAGGCUGCCCGCUACUGCCAAAGUCACAAGGUUUUCCACCGUGACAUCAAGGCGGAAAACCUUCUGUUCAACUCCGACACCCUGGACAUUAAAUUGAUCGAUUUUGGCUGUGGCGAUUUGUGGCAGGACACGCCCUACGUGGAAUAUGCAGGAACCCCAGAUUUUUGGCCUCCAGAAUGGAUCCAGCAACAACAGUACUACGCCGACCAUGCUACCGUCUGGAGUCUGGGCAUUCUCCUAUACAGCAUAGUCUGUGGAGAAAUGCCCUUCAGUAAUGAGGAGGAAAUUGUUGCUGGGUCCCUCAAUUUCAUACCUGGCCUGUCUGAAUCCUGCCGCCAUCUGAUCAACUGGUGCUUGGAGCAAGAUCCCACCAAAAGACCAAGCCUGAAGCAGAUCAGUAAACAUGGGUGGUUCACAGAAGGCCUUUCCGGUUAGCCAGCUUUUCCCUUCAGGGGUGGCCACGGCGAAUCAUCUCUCUCCACCUAUCCCUAUCUUCUGCAUCCUCAACCCUUGCACCCACUAGCUUCAUAUCCGCAUUUAUUACUUCCAUAUACCUCCUCUUUGGCCUUCCCCUUUGCCUCCUUCCUGGCAGCUCCAUGUCCAACAUUCUCCUACCGAUAUACUCACUCUUCCUC